Molecule: messenger RNA, 3050 nt
Organism: Exophiala oligosperma
Lineage: Eukaryota; Fungi; Ascomycota; Eurotiomycetes; Chaetothyriales; Herpotrichiellaceae
Product: threonine-tRNA ligase
Exons: 2
Coding region: 99-2678 (859 amino acids)
Biological process (GO): threonyl-tRNA aminoacylation
Cellular component (GO): cytoplasm
Molecular function (GO): ATP binding; threonine-tRNA ligase activity
Source: RefSeq, a predicted model, not a curated record
CCCACCACGACCUCGCGAAUCGCCUCGGAACGACAUUGUUGCUGUGGAAAGGGCGACGUUGUGCUGGUGUAGAUGAUCCUGGGGAAAAAUAAAUUUCUAUGUUCUCCGUUCGAGCUGGAUGCGGGCAACUGAAUUUCACCUUGCACGUGAUUGGUGGUUCUGCAAUUAUUAGACACUACGGCCACAGUUACCGUGUGUGUGCCCCCCACAAGUCGACGAUAUUGCACAACAUUCAUUUCAAGCGGUCUCUUACUAUGAGCCAUCAGAAGAAAGUCAGCCUCAAUCCUCACGAUCUUUGGGGCGUUUUGAAAGGUACCAAUAUGACUCAGAACGGCGGCGCUGCUGCUGCUGGCCCUGGACGUGACUCAUCCACCCCUGAGUCCAACGCAUCAAAAAGACCAACCAGUCCAACAUCAAGCAAAAAACUCCCAAAUAGACCAAAAGAAAUGUCUUCCAAAGCAGCUCCCGCGGCAAAUCAACCGCCAAAGUCUCUACCAGACUUUAUUGUGCAGAGAAAUGAACUUUUCGAUCAGCUAAAAAAACAAUAUGACCAAGACCUGGUAGCCCGAGAGAAGUCUCCAAUUCAGAUCAAACUCAUCCCAGCUCCUGGCCAGGAUACCACUGUCGAGGGUAAAGCAUGGGAGACCACGCCUGGCCAACUCCUAAGAAAUGUUCCCAAAGAGCGCGCCGGUCAAAUCGUCGUCGCCAAGGUUGAUGACAAAGUAUGGGACCUUGACCGACCGCUCGAAAAGGACAGCAAAGUCUCGUACCUCACCUUUGACGACCCUGAAGGCCGAGACGUAUUUUGGCAUUCUUCCGCACACGUUCUGGGUGAAUGUGCCGAGCACGAAUAUGGCUGUCGUCUAUCCCAUGGUCCGCCCACCGCUAUGGGUUUCUUUUACGACAUGGCUCUCGAGCCUGGCCAAGCUGUCCGCGAAGCAGACUGGCCCUCGAUUGAAUCCCGCGCGAAGAAAUAUUUCAAAGAAAAACAGCCCUUCGAGCGACUCGAGGUCUCCAAAGACGACCUCCGCAAAAUGUUUGGCUACAGCAAGUACAAGAUGCACUAUAUCGAGAAAUUCGUACCUGACGGCGAAUCAUCGACUGUCUACCGCAACGGAUCUCUCGUCGAUUUGUGCCAGGGCCCUCACAUCCAGAAUACCAAGAAGAUUGAGUCAUUCAAGAUCAUGAAGAACAGUUCCGCGUACUUCCUUGGUGACCAGAACAAUGAUUCGCUUCAGCGCAUCCACGGUGUCGCUUUCCCGUCCAAACAGCAACUGAAAGACUGGGAACACUUCCUCCAGGAGGCCAAGAAGCGCGACCACCAGGUGAUCGGUCAGCAGCAAAGGCUGUUCAUGUUCAGCAAGAUGUCGCCCGGAUCGCCCUUCCUCCUCCCCCACGGCACCCGCAUCUUCAACGCGCUUCAACAAAUGUUGCGCGAACAAUACUGGGAUCGUGGAUACCAGGAGGUCCAAUCGCCCAACAUGUACGAUGUCGAACUCUGGAAGACCUCGGGUCACUGGCAGCAUUACCAAGACGACAUGUUCCGCGUCCAAGUCAAGGACGACACCGCCGAGCCCAUGCCGUUGGCCGACCAAAAGGCCGAUGGUAAGCCCCUCGCCCCGCCGCAGGCGCACGACAAGGACAAGGGCAUCUUCGCCCUCAAGCCCAUGAACUGCCCUGGCCACUGUAUCAUGUUCCGCGACGACGAGCGCAGCUACCGUGACCUGCCGUGGCGAGUGGCUGAUUUCGGGGUCCUCCACCGCAACGAAGCGUCUGGUGCCUUGUCCGGCCUCACGCGCGUGCGCAAGUUUCAGCAGGACGACACGCACAUUUUCUGCACAAACGAACAGGUUCAAGGUGAGAUCGAGGAGCUCUUCGCCUUUAUGGAGCACGUGUACGGCCUGUUCGGAUUCCCCUUCAAGCUCAAGUUCUCGACGCGCCCAGAAGGGUACAUGGGCACGCUCGAAGAGUGGGACGCCGCCGAGGCCCGCCUCAAGCAGGCGCUCAACAACUUCCGCGGCGACGACUGGGAGAUGAACGAGGGCGACGGCGCCUUUUACGGACCCAAGAUCGACGUCACCAUAUCCGACGCCUUGAUGCGUGAGUACCAAUGUGCCACCAUCCAGUUGGACUUCCAGGGUCCCCAGAACUUCAAGCUCGAGUACCGCACCGGCGAGACCGGCGACGCCGCCGGCCAGCCGACGUCCGGACGCGACGCCAAGGGUCUCGCACAGGGCAUGGCUCGACCUGUGAUGAUCCACCGCGCCAUCAUCGGAUCCUUUGAACGGUUCAUCGCGAUCCUGUGCGAGCAUUUCGCCGGCAAAUGGCCCUUUUGGCUGUCUCCUCGACAGAUCCUGGUCAUUCCCGUCAUGAAGGGUGCCGAAGACUACGUCCGUGAGAUCCAAGGCAUUUUCCACAAGGCCAGGAUGUACGUCGACAUUGACGUCUCGGGAAACACUCUGCAGAAGAAGAUUCGAUCGGGACAAUUGGCCCAGUACAAUUUCAUCUUUGUCGUUGGCGCAAAGGAACAAGAAACCCGCACCGUCAACAUCCGCAACCGUGACGACCCGGCCACCCAGAAGAUGGGUGAACUCAUCCCGCUGCAAAAGGCCCUCGAACGCCUCACGGAACUCCGCGACCAACGUAGACUGGAGAACAAGAUUGACAUGUCGGAAUAAGUUUACGACUCGGCCCUUGCUCGGAUUCGAGUCUGAUGCUCUCGCGACCGAAAAGAGAGGGUGGAGGGGAUUCUGGCAGCAACCAAAACAACCUCCCUCCGCUUCAAGCACUCGCCAUCCCUGGCGGCUUCGUUUGAUGGCAACGAGUCACGCGAGAUUCAAUCGAUGAGAGACCAUACUUCAAGCCAAGAUGGCAAACUGUUUAACGGGCCUUAGAAACACGGGCAAUUCAAUUGUACGAAUAGCUGGCAGAUAGCUUUGAGCACGCUCCACGUUCUUUGCUGCAUUCAUCGCACACUUCUCUUUCCGCGUAGAUUCAAAUCAAACAGAAAAGUCAGGCCAGACUCGUAUAGAGGAAGAAAAGAAUCAUAC